GAAGAACUCAUGCUUUUCACAUACUUCCUCUUCUUCUAAUCUUCACCACCUCCACAUCCGGUCAUCCAACCACCGCAAGGUCUCUGUUCAAUCACCCAACCCGCUCCAUGGAAAAUUCGAGAACUCGCUGUUUCAGAACCAGUCAUCAAUCGGCCGCAGUUGAUUGCUUUUUUUUUGUUUAUUUCGGGACAUGUAGCUUUGGUGAUUAUUGCAUGUUCAACCACCCGGAUCCCAUCCCCGUGCAUCAUUCGGAAGCAAUCAGGGAAAAUAUGCCUGCAAGAUAUGCUCGUGUCCCAUGCAAGUUUUUUCUCCGAGGUUACUGUAGGUUUGGAAACUCUUGCAAAUUUGAUCACUCGCUAAUGGUGCCUCUAGCUAGUUACUCGCUUCAUUUCAAUGCCUUUGGAUUUCCCAAACGUUGGGGAAAGCCAGAUUGCUAUCAUUAUAUGACUACCGGAAUCUGUGGUCAUGGAUUAGCAUGUAUGUUUCAUCACCCCGAGCCUAUUUUCUAUUAUCCUUAUCAAGGGAAUGGUUACAGUGUUGGAUGUGAGGUCGUUGGGUAUCAAAAUAGAUAUGCACAACUUAGUAAUCGAUGGAAUCAAAGACAUGUAACUAUAACUAUAAAGGAGCCAUGUGUAACACUCAAUGAUAUUGGUCUGCCGUUGAGACCGGAAAAAGAGGCGUGCCGCUACUAUGAAAACACCGGAUAUUGUAGAUAUGGACGGGGUUGCAAAUUUGACCAUCCAUUAAAAUAGUAUUAAAAUGACAAGAAGUAUUUCCCAACAACCGAUAAAGAUGAGUAGUGUUAAAAAUAAGUUUGGGUCCUAUUGUAGUUCUUUUGUUCUAGUGGUUUCUUAUAGCAAUUUACAUACCUAAACGGGUUUAUAACUAUCUAUUCUCGUUGAAUGUUGCCCGAGUUGAAAUAGUGUUGAGGUUGUGUUUCAUAUGGAUGUAUUAAUGUUAAAACAUGAUGCAUAUGAUGAUAGAGGUGUACUUAUUUCCGUA
Messenger RNA from Helianthus annuus (common sunflower), 1002 nucleotides. RefSeq names its product zinc finger CCCH domain-containing protein 6. Gene Ontology annotation, molecular function: mRNA binding; metal ion binding. Lineage: Eukaryota; Viridiplantae; Streptophyta; Magnoliopsida; Asterales; Asteraceae. The transcript has 5 exons. The coding region runs from base 108 to 752 and encodes 214 amino acids. The record is from RefSeq and is a predicted model, not a curated record.